AUGGCUCCCGAUAUUAGAUCUUUCUUUGGCACCCAAGGCAGCCAAAGCUCAAAAGCUGAUAAGGAACCCAAGGCAAAAAAGUCAGAGGAUACCGCGAAGUCCAGGAAACGACGUAGUAGAAAAGUGGUAGAAGACUCUGAAGACGAUGAUACUCAUAUAAAGACAACGCCGAAGCCACAACCGAAAAAAAAGCAAAAAGCGGAAGAACCAAAGGUAGAGCUAACGACUUCUUCGGACUACUUUGCAUCAUCUCGGAAGAGCAAACCGCCUUCAAAACAAAUUCCGCCGACAGAAACGACAACGGUUGGAACAGCGGAAUCUUUGAAGGAACAGCCUAUGAACACGACGCCCAAACAAAAGAUUGACGGUAAAGAAGAUCUGGGCAAACGCCCUGCUGUUGUCGUCAGGGAUGAUCAAAGGCGACCAAAGCCGAAAGCCAGCAAAACACUUGAUGUUGAUGAGGGUCUUGGAGGCGACGAUAUAUUCGCUACAGAGUACCAAAAGCCUAGUAGAGGCGGCGAUGAUGAUUACCAAGAGAUAGCUGAGUCCAGUUCAGACUCAGAUUUUGAAAAAGUUGUUCCCAAAUCCCGUUCCGUACCGGUUUCACAACCGUCACGUACAACUGGUGCACCCGUCAAAGGUGGCCAGAAAAGAAAAUCAGAUGUCCUUUUGGAAAAUAAUGAGGAAAGUGAACUUUCUGAUGAGAAGCCAAAAAAGUCCUCCCGUAAGGGUAUAGCUAAGCAACCAGCGAAGACUACGGCUAAAAAGCCAAAGGCUACAGCGAAACCUGUACAGGCUGAGAGCAGAGAAAUACAAGCUAUUUUUGAUAGCAUUCCGACUGUUCGCCCUCCUUCUCCUCCUGCAGAGACGAAGAAGUUCAAUUACGUAGCUGCCACCCAACGAGCACAGGCUCCAGCUGCUGUUGGAUCCACUGAGCUACCAACCGGCGCAGAAAAUUGUCUUACUGGCCUCUCUUUUGUUUUUACGGGUAUUCUGGACUCUUUGGGCCGCGAAGAAGGCCAGGCACUUGUGAAAAAGUAUGGUGGUAAGGUCACUGGUGCUCCUAGCUCAAAGACAAGCUAUGUUGUAUUGGGAAAUGACGCUGGGCCAAGGAAAUUGGAAACAAUUCGCAAGUUCAAUCUCAAGACUAUCAAUGAGCAUGGUCUUUUUGAGCUUAUCAAAAAGCUUCCCGCAAAUGGAGGUGACGGAAAAGCCGCUGCCCAGUAUGAAGCGAAGAAAAAGGCUGAAGAACAAAAAGUAAAAGAAAUGGCUGCGGAAAUAGACCGCGAAGAAAAAAAGAGGGCUGCUUCGUCUUUUGUGCCAGCGUCAGCAACCCUAGCGAAGACCUCUUCCAAACCUAUAUCAGCUCCAAAAGGACAAACCAGGGAUGAUCGUCUAUGGACAGUGAAAUACGCUCCAACUUCAUUAAGCAUGAUAUGCGGAAACAAAGCUGUUGUCGAAAGACUACAGACUUGGCUACGAAAUUGGCGAAGCAAUGCUAAAGCUGGUUUUAAAAAACCAGGAAAGGACGGAUUUGGCACUUACCGUGCAGUAAUGAUCCAUGGUCCUCCCGGUAUCGGAAAGACCACUGCCGCGCAUCUCGUAGCAAAACUCGAACAUUACGACGUCGUCGAGACAAACGCAAGUGAUACAAGAAGCAAGAAGCUAGUGGAAGGCGGCCUGCGGGGGGUAUUGGAUACAACGUCCUUACAGGGAUACUUCUCAGGAGAAGGUAAAGCCGUAGAGAGCGAGAAGAAAAAUCUCGUUUUGAUAAUGGAUGAAGUCGACGGAAUGUCCGCCGGUGACCGUGGCGGUGUUGGAGCGCUUGCAGCAGUUGCAAAAAAGACUCGUAUUCCGAUGAUUUUGAUAUGCAACGACCGAAGACUGCCGAAAAUGAAACCAUUUGAUCAGGUAACUUACGAUCUGCCGUUUAGACGCCCAACCGCGGAGCAAAUCCGUGCCCGGCUUUCCACUAUCUGCUACCGUGAGGGAUUAAAGAUUCCUCCUCAAGUUUUAGAUGGGUUAAUUGAAGGGACCCAUGCUGAUAUAAGACAAAUUGUGAAUAUGUUGUCCACGGUAAAAUUGGACAGCCAAAAUCUCGAUUUCGAUAAAGGCAAGCAAAUGUCUAAAGCUUGGGAAAAGCACGUUAUUCUAAAACCAUGGGAUAUUGUUGGCAAGAUCUUAAGCGCGCAGAUGUUUUCUCAGAGUUCUACUGCGACGCUUAAUGAUAAAAUAGAGCUUUAUUUCAAUGAUCACGAAUUCAGCUAUUUGAUGUUGCAAGAAAAUUAUCUCAAGACGAACCCCGUUGCGGCUGGAACAUAUAGCGGCCGAGAGCGAAAAUUCAAACUGCUCGAGCUGGCUGAUAAUGCUGCUGAGAGUAUCAGCGAUGGGGAUUUAGUGGAUAAAAUGAUUCACGGCUCUCAGCAACAGUGGAGUUUAAUGCCGACUCAUGCCGUAUUCAGUUUUGUCCGUCCUGCUAGCUUCAUGUCUGGAAAUAUGACCGAGAGGGCAGGAUUCACAAGCUGGCUAGGCAGUAAUUCAAAGCAAGGCAAAAUGAGCCGACAGAUCAAAGAAAUUCAGGGCCACAUGCGUCUUCGGGCGUCUGGAGACCGACAUGAAAUCCGCCAGCAAUAUCUUCCUCUUCUCUGGGAAAAACUAGUUCACAGACUCGAUGCUGAUGGCAAAGAAGCCGUGCAAGAUGUUAUCGAUCUGAUGGACAGCUACUUCUUGACUCGUGAAGACUGGGACUCGAUUCUUGAACUUGGACUCGGGCCAAUGUCUGAAAAGGGAGUUAAAAUUGAGUCACAGACUAAAGCUACCUUUACCCGUCUCUACAAUCAGCAAUCACACCCCCUUCCAUAUAUGAAGGCAAGCACGGUAGUCGCUCCAAAGAAACUUCCAAAAAUCAAGCCGGACCUUGAAGAUGCUAUCGAUGAGUCUGAUGAAGCGGAGGAGAUACUAGGCGAAGAGGAGACAAAAGAAGAUGACGACGAUCUUGAUCUUAAGAAAGAUAAAUACAUUAGAGCCCCAAAAAAGGCAGCCGCGAAGAAGGCCCCUGGCGGCAAAGCCGCUGCCAAGCCAAAAGCAAGAAAAGGAAAAAAGAAGGUCGACAGUGAUAUCAGUAUGUCCGACGACGAAGAGGACAUCAAGCCUACGAAAAAGGGCAGAAAAUCCAAGGGGAAGACGUGA
Messenger RNA from Ophidiomyces ophidiicola, 3189 nucleotides. It is a transcript of the gene rfc1, whose product is annotated as DNA replication factor C complex subunit Rfc1. The coding region runs from base 1 to 3189 and encodes 1062 amino acids. Gene Ontology annotation, biological process: DNA repair; DNA replication. The record is from RefSeq and is a predicted model, not a curated record. The transcript is spliced from 5 exons. Gene Ontology annotation, cellular component: nucleus; DNA replication factor C complex. Gene Ontology annotation, molecular function: DNA binding; ATP hydrolysis activity; ATP binding. Lineage: Eukaryota; Fungi; Ascomycota; Eurotiomycetes; Onygenales; Onygenaceae.